Messenger RNA from Pygocentrus nattereri (red-bellied piranha), 3632 nucleotides. It is a transcript of the gene ssrp1b, whose product is annotated as structure specific recognition protein 1b. The record is from RefSeq and is a predicted model, not a curated record. Gene Ontology annotation, cellular component: FACT complex; nucleus. Gene Ontology annotation, molecular function: DNA binding; nucleosome binding; histone binding. The transcript is spliced from 17 exons. The coding region runs from base 881 to 2986 and encodes 701 amino acids. NCBI's taxonomy places the organism in Eukaryota, Metazoa, Chordata, Actinopteri, Characiformes, Serrasalmidae.
GUUCAGCAGGUCCAGUCACGCGUGAUUUGGAUGUCGCCAGCCUUUUCCUACCCGCUCAGUAAAUGCUGUUUAUUACUAGCUGCGGACUUCAGCCUGAACUAUAUCUCUGUGUAACGAGCAGAAAUGUCUGACAAAGUGCUCCGCCGCUUCAUUGAGGAUGUGUGACAGACGGCGUCCCUCAGUAGCCACCUAGCUCAGCGCUAACCAGCCAUUAGCGAGCUUUAGCCGCACGGUGUCUGUUAGCUCGCUGGUCUGCGGUGUCACUAUGCGAGGCUGUGAACGGCCAGGCUGUGUCUAUAUGUAUAUAUACAUAUAUAUAUGAUAUGUGCUACACUGUACGCUGUAUGUGUAGCUGUACGUCCUCCUAGUGCAGCCUGUGCUGUUCUUUACUGUGGCAGGUGUGUUUCUCAAUCACCUUGAGCUCGCCGCUCCUAGAGCUCCUCACCUUCAGCUUAAAGAGCUCCACACUUUGGACUCUCACGGCGAGAACAAAGACCAGCUGGACUCCUGCACAUCUAGCAGUGACCCCCUUCAGAGCUGUGUGUCGCCCCUGUCUUCCCUGCCCCCACAGCCCGCUGAGAGCAUGUCCAGACAGCAUAUCAGCACCAGUGGCUUUUCAGACCAGCUGUUCUGACCUCACGUUUUGGCCCAGUAUUUGGGGAUUUUCUGAUCAGCAGCUCAGGUGGUUCUGGGCUUAAAGCAACAGAAAUAUUUCAGACCACUUUUCCAGGAGUUUGCCAGACACCAGCAACAUAAAAAGCAUGAAGAUGGUGAUAAACAAGUGGUUUUGAAUACGCAGCGCGAUUUGUGUGAUUUCUCAUUUUCCUCCCACUGUUACAGAUUUUGAACAUCACUGGGACGUGUGAGGGAAGCCGCUGGCAUGAGUGACACUCUGGAGUUUAAUGAUAUUUAUCAAGAGGUCAAGGGUUCCUGGAAUGAUGGACGUCUGCGAUUCAGUAAGCAGACAGUGGUGUACAAAAGCAGUAAAACAGGGAAGGUGGACAGCAUCUCUGUCCCAGAGCUCAGUCAGGCCCUCUGGAGGAGAGUCUGCUUGGGUCAUGGCAUCAAGCUCUGCACCACCACUGGACACGUCUAUAAAUACGAUGGCUUCAAGGACACGGACUUUGAGAAAAUCUCAGAAUACUUCAAAGCCAAUUACAAAGUGGAGCUGACUGAGAAGGACAUGUGUGUGAAAGGCUGGAACUGGGGCACUGCUAAAUUCAAUGGCCCCCUGCUGUCAUUUGAGGUGAGCGACAGCCCUGUGUUUGAGAUUCCGCUCGCCAGUGUUUCCCAGUGCGCAACUGGAAAAAACGAGGUCACUCUUGAGUUUCAUCAGAAUGAUGACACAGAGGUGUCACUCAUGGAAGUGCGGUUUUAUGUCCCACCCACUACAGGAGAUGAAGGGGCUGACCCUGUGGAGGCAUUUGCUCAGAACGUUCUUUCUAAGGCUGACGUGAUCCAGGCUACAGGAGACGCUGUGUGCAUCUUCAGAGAGCUGCAGUGUCUUACACCCAGGGGCAGGUAUGAUAUCCGUAUUUACCCCACCUUCCUGCAUCUGCAUGGUAAGACGUUUGACUAUAAGAUCCCUUACACCACGGUCCUGCGGCUCUUCCUGCUCCCCCAUAAAGAUCAGAGACAGAUGUUCUUUGUGAUCAGUUUGGAUCCUCCCAUUAAACAAGGUCAAACCCGCUACCACUUUCUCAUCCUGCUCUUUUCAAAGGAAGAGGACAUCAACCUCACCCUCAACAUGAGCGAGGAGGAGGUGGAAAGGCGCUUUGAGGGAAAGCUGAACAAGAACAUGUCUGGCUCACUCUAUGAGAUGGUCAGCAGGGUUAUGAAGGCUCUGGUCAACAGGAAGAUCACAGUACCUGGAAACUUCCAGGGUCACUCUGGAGCUCAGUGUAUUACAUGCUCAUAUAAGGCCAGCUCAGGGCUGCUGUAUCCUCUGGAGAGAGGCUUCAUCUAUGUUCACAAGCCUCCAGUCCACUUGCGCUUUGAGGAGAUCUCCUGCGUGAACUUUGCCAGAGGCACCACCACCACACGCUCCUUUGACUUUGAAAUUGAGACCAAACAGGGUAACCAGUACACUUUCAGCAGCAUAGAGAGAGAAGAGUAUGGGAAGCUGUUUGAUUUUGUCAAUGCUAAAAAGCUCAGCAUCAAAAACAGAGGCUUCAAAGAGGGCAUGAAGGCCAGCGACGACAUGUACAGUGACUCAGAUGACGACCAGCAUGAUGCCUACCUAGAGCGCAUGAAACAGGAGGGAAAGAUCCGAGAGGAGGCCAACGACAGCGACGACUCGGAGGCUGGCAGCGAUGAAUCAUUUAACCCUGGAGAGGAAGAUGAGGACAUUGCAGAAGAGUAUGACAGCAAGGCCUCGGCCAGCGAGAGUAGCGGUGAUGAUGCAGAGAGUGAGGAAGAAAAGAAGAAGAAGCCGCCUAAGAAGGCCAAAAUAGUGAAAGAGAAGAAAACACGCAAGAAAGAGAAGAAGAUGAAGGACAGUAGCGCCCCCAAGAGGCCAAUGAGCGCGUACAUGCUUUGGCUGAACUCUAGUAGAGAGCGCAUUAAGGCAGAAAACCCUGGAAUCUCUGUAACGGAGAUUUCAAAGAAGGCAGGAGAGAUGUGGAAGCAACUGAGCAAAGACAAGAAGGAGGAAUGGGAAGGGAAAGCAGAGGAGGCUAAGAAGGAGUAUGAGAGAGCAAUGAAGGAAUACAGAGAGGGUGGUGGAGGCACAUCAGGAUCCUCAAAGAAGGAGAAGAAGAAGGGAGGGAAGAGUGAGAAGAAAAAGAAGAAGAAGUCCAGCGCAGUGAGGGAGAGAGAGAAGGAAAGGCCAGCUGGGAACGACAGCUUUAAGAGUCGAGAGUUCAUCUCCAGUGAAGAGAGUUCAUCUGAAUCUGACCGGGGCAAAGGACGCAAACGCAAAGGCUCAGAUGUUGAGGAGGAGGCAGUGAGCACUCCACCCAGCUCAGAGGAGUCGGGUUCAGACUGAGAGAAACCUGACAGAACAGACAGAGCGUGAGAGAGAACCAGCAUAAUGAGUCAUUCUUUAUUAUUCUUUUCAUGUGACGUUCUGUAUCCACACUUUUACCUGCUUUUUUCAGCCUCUCAAUCAGUUUAUUUUAUCCAAUUUAUUUGUAUAUGAUUUGGAUAUGAUCCUUUGCCACAUUACAUAAUUCAAGCUAAAUGAUUUUAACAUUGAUUCUACAGUUUCUGUCAUGCAAAGAUGAUUUGUGUAAAUAUCUCUUGUAGGUUUCAUAGAAUGUGUAUCUGAUGUAUCUAAUGUCAAAUCACAAUCAUAGUGCUUUUCAUGUUAAUUCAUACCAAAGCAUUUUACUAACAGCCCGAACGCACUUUUACAUCAUUGUUGAUGACUGACAUUGAACAUUUCAGUGUUCAAUCGCUGUAAAAAAACAAUGCGUAUUUAAUACAACAGUUUUCAUCAGUGCUAUCAUCAAGCCACAGUCAGGUAUUACUGGCUAUUUAAUAUUAUCUGGUACAGGCCUUUUAUGGAUGGUUGGUAAUGCUAUGUUUAGUCCAAGCCAGCGUGUUACAAUUGCUUAUCCUAGUACACUACACUUCCCUGCAGUCUCUGGGUAGUAGACUCUGAGAAUAAAAGUACACUUGCCAUUAACGUC